Molecule: messenger RNA, 3404 nt
Organism: Salvelinus fontinalis (brook trout)
Lineage: Eukaryota; Metazoa; Chordata; Actinopteri; Salmoniformes; Salmonidae
Product: GDNF-inducible zinc finger protein 1-like
Exons: 8
Coding region: 391-3015 (874 amino acids)
Biological process (GO): regulation of transcription by RNA polymerase II
Cellular component (GO): nucleus
Molecular function (GO): RNA polymerase II cis-regulatory region sequence-specific DNA binding; protein binding; DNA-binding transcription factor activity, RNA polymerase II-specific
Source: RefSeq, a predicted model, not a curated record
CGCAAUUGAUAUGCGUCUGAAAAUGUUAUUUUCUUCUUCUACAUAAUGACAAAUCAAUUGUUUUGCAUUUGCAAAGGUACCGCGACACCAUGAGCUGAAUAGACAAAUAAUUAUUUUUUAAAUUUUGAUGUCUAGUUAUUUCUAUAAAAAUGUUCAAUGAUCCUAAGAACUGAUCCAGAGUCGCUUUGUUCUAACGUUACUUGUGAACAUUUGAAACGGGUACUAAGAACGUAUAGCAAAUCAUCUGAAGCGGACUGAAUCUAUCCAAUAUGGCCGAAGUGAAAACGGAUCUCUCGAAUUCGGGUGCAGAUUUUACAGGAAAUACUUUCGUUGUGCUGUAUUUGUGAAGGGCUGCCAUUUUACCGAGCUUACGUAUCAACAGUAUGAACCAUGAGUGACCAAGUGGUUCAGCUCUCCUCAGCCUUCCACCAUGAGGACAUGCUUCAGUCUCUGCACCAGCUCAGACUGCACGGCCACCUGUGUGAUGUCACAGUCCAGGUGGACUUCCAGGGUGAGCUGGAGGAGUUUGAGGCUCACCAGGCGGUCCUAGCUGCCUCCAGCGGCUACUUCAAGAACAUCCUACUGGCCCCGGACCCACCCAAGAAACUAUUCUUGGGGAACGUUCGAACCACUGAUUUCACCAGGUUCUUGGAAUAUGUAUACACUGGCAAACUGGAGGUGGGUAAAGAGUUUGCUAAAGACAAGAUUGGUGUAAUACAUGAAGUGGCGACACUGUUGGAGUGUAAGAGCCUUGUCCAGGCUUGCAGCUCGGUUCUCGAUGAAGGCAGCUUGAGUCUGCACAGGGUUGAAGCGUUCAUGUCACAGGACAUGGAAGCUGAUUUGGAUGAUGUAGGAGAGGAGGAUGUGGCGCUGGGGGUCGGAGUCAACAAAGUUCCCAAAAUAGCCUCCACCAAGAGGCUGUUUCCUCCAACAAAACCGGAGAGAGGGGAGAAAAGGGCAAAGGUCGCGGUCACAGCCGAGGAGGAGAGGUCAGAGGUGAAUAAAGACACUGAGGUCUCUGGGAGGAGGAGUAACAGGCUGGCAGGGCGCAGAGUCUUCAUUGACAUUCCUAAGAAGAAGUACGUGAGGAAGAUGAAGGACCAGACCACGGCGCAGAUGGAAGAUCUGCCUGACAACAACACUCAGACAACCAAUCAGGGGGAGAACACUGACGACACACAGGAGGCAGAAGAGGCCCUUCCAGAGCCGCUGCCUGAAAAAGAGGGGGCGGGACUGGAGUCAACAGACGUUGAUGAUGAAGAUGAGGUGGAAGAGGGAGAUAUACCGGGGGAUUGUCCAGAUGACUCCCUCUUCUUGCCCAGCAAGGAAGAGGAGGGUGAGGAGGAGGGAGAGGAGCGUGCCACCAACAGAUCAUCCAGACGUAUUGACACUCAAUACAAGUGUGACAAAUGUCAACGGACCUUCCACUAUGAGAAGAGCUACCUGAAGCACAUCAAGACGAGCCACAGUGUGCAGGGGGAGGUGACGUACCGUUGUGACACCUGCCAGCAGACCUUCGCCAACCGCUGCAACCUGAAGAUCCACCAGAGACACGUCCACAGUGACGAACGACUGUUCCCCUGUGACGUCUGCACCAAGACCUUCAAGCGCAAGAAGGACGUGACGCGCCACCGGCGACAGGUGCACGAGGGAGGUGGUGAGCGGCACACCUGUCUUGUGUGUAACAAGGCGUUGAGCUCUAAGACAGCGUUGACGCUACACGAGAGAACACACACAGGAGACAAGCCCUACUCCUGCACUGACUGUGAAGCCAAGUUCUCCCAGAGCUCAGCCCUCAAGACCCACCGCAGGACUCACACAGGAGAGAAGCCUUUCGCCUGUGACCAGUGUGAUGCGAGGUUCACCCAGAACCACAUGUUGUCCUAUCACAAAAGGGCCCACACAGGAGAGAAGCCUUUUAUGUGUGAGAGCUGUGGGAAAAGCUUUGCCUCUAAAGAAUACCUGAAACACCACUCCAGAAUCCACACAGGCUCCAGGCCUUACAAGUGUGAACAAUGUGGUCGGGCCUUCGCCCAGAGAAACUCCCUCCACCAGCAUAUGAAGAUACACACAGGUGAGCGUCCGUACCACUGUACAGAUUGUGAUAAGCAGUUCACCCAGCUGAAUGCCCUCCAGAGGCACCAGAGGAUUCAUACAGGGGAGAAGCCCUACAUGUGUGGCCUCUGCAACCGUACCUUCACGGACAAGUCCACUGUACGCAGACACACCAUGACUCACGACCAGAACACUCCGUGGAAGAACUACCUGGUGGUCCUCAAGGACAACAUGGAGAAAAAGACGAAGAAACCCAGAAGCCUUGGUAGAAAGGUUAAAAUAGAGACGGUGGUUCGGGAGGUGGAAGGGGAUAGUGGAGCUGGAGGUAGGCUCCAGGAGGGGACCAUAUUGGUUCCUGGUGAGCCCAUCACCCUCUCAGCCAGCUGGGGCGACCCAGGGACCAUCGCCCUGGUUAGCCACACCACCCUGGGUGGGUUCACGGUCAUCCAGACAGAAAUGCCGGCUGGGACCCAGCUACCCAUCGUCACCACAGACGGCACCGGGGCCAGUGUCAUCUCUCUGGAUGGAUCCACUGUCUCUGUCCCCUUUACUAUCCCUGUCUCUAUGUCCUCCAUCUCUGUGUCCUCGUCCUCCUCUGGUGUCCUCCCUGUCCAGACUGUGUCUGUCUCUGUCCCAGUCACUGUCUCAGGGGCCAUAUUUGCCCCAGUUUCAGAGACCAGUCUUUCAACUUCGUGUGUUCUGGAAACUGCGGUGUCACAGACCAUCUUGGCUCCAGAUUUGGAAGCUGGGCCUGGUUCAGAUAUGACGGCCAUUGGGGAUCCUGAGGAGGCAGUUUCAGAGUGUGCCCCUAUCUCUGAGGAGUGUGUUACAGUGCAGACAUCAGAACUGGAGACUGAGACACAGAGCACUGCUGUCUCUAAUGAGGAACAACACAGUGUACCAGAGGACAUUGGUACUGUGGAAGACCUGGAGGUGUCCACUGAAGAUACUGUGGUGUAGGUUGGCAUGUAUCCCAAUGUACACUCCCUUCCGUAUGUAUUUGGGCAUUGAAGAUAAUUCCUUUCAUUUGUCUCUAUACUCGAGCAUUUUGGAUUUUGAGGUCAAAUGUUUCAUGCGAGGCGACGACAGAACACUACCUUUUUUCUGUUUACUAAAUGAAAGCACUGUAUGGAAAUCAAAUCAAAUGUAUUUGUCACAUUCACAUUUUACAGCUGGUAAUCAAGGUGCAGUGAAAUGUUUACGCUAGUUCCCUCAAUGCGGUACAUUAAUCAGCAAUAACAGUGAAGAGUCAAGUAGAAAAUAACAAGUUGUAGAAGAGGUAAUAUGCAUAGUAAUAAUGGACUGUAUUUACACUAUGUAUAAAUAUAAAGUGGGUUGUGGAAUCAAUA